Molecule: messenger RNA, 1143 nt
Organism: Naegleria gruberi
Lineage: Eukaryota; Heterolobosea; Eutetramitea; Acrasida; Naegleriidae
Exons: 1
Coding region: 1-1143 (380 amino acids)
Biological process (GO): recombinational repair; interstrand cross-link repair
Cellular component (GO): mitochondrial nucleoid; mitochondrial chromosome
Molecular function (GO): single-stranded DNA binding
Source: RefSeq, a predicted model, not a curated record
AUGAAAGCUACUAUUCGUGCUACCACUUCGUCAUUGCUCAAGAAGAAUACUUGUUGCAGCAUUAAACAAUGUUUUAAAUCAUCAUCACAAUCAUUUAUUGCCUCGGGAUUGUUAUCAUCGGUGAGAAAUUUUUCAUCAUCAGCAAGAGUUUGUGAAGAAUUUGAUCAACAAACAAUGAAUACUACUUCUCUCGUCGGAGCCGAUUUAGCAAAUAAUGGUACAACAGUCUAUGAAAGAAUUGGUAAACAACCUUUUAGUGAAGAAAUUGCCCAAAUUUUAAUGGCUCCACUCCCAGAUCAAGAUAUUGAAGUUAAGCCUGAUGGUAUUUUGUACUUGCCUGAAAUUAAGUAUAGACGUAUUUUGAACAAGGCUUUCGGCCCUGGAGGAUGGUGUUUAGUUCCACUCUCUGAAUUUAAAAUUGAGAGAGGAAGUAUCCUUCAAGAAUAUGGUUUAUUCUGUAGAGGACAAUUUGUGAGUCAAUCAUUUGGAGAGCAAACUGUUGAUGAACAAGGAUAUAAAUCAAUUGGAAGUUCUCUUGAAGGUGCCAAGUCAAAUGCCUUAAUGAGAUGUUGUAAGGAUAUUGGUAUUGGUAGUGAGCUUUGGGAUCCAAACUUUAUUAUUGCAUGGAGAGCUAAGAAUGUUGUUGAAGCUUUCUGUGAACAUGUCACUAAAAAGACAACCAAGAAACUCUUCAGAAGACAUGACAGAGAAUUCACCUAUCCAUAUGUUGAAAAGAGCAAGUUCACAACUCCAAAAAAGCAAGCUGAAGCAGUAGUAGAACAAGUUCCUCAAGAUGUUGAAGAACAAGUUGAAGCUGAUGAGGAACCAGUUGUCAUGAUGACACCUGACUCUGUUGACAGUGAAGCAUCAUUGUUUGAUAACUUUGGUAUGGAUGAUGGAUCAGCUCAAUACAAGAAAGAACCUACCUCUCGUAAAAAGGAAACCUCAGAAGAUGGUGCUUCUAAGGGUUUUAAAUUCGAUAGCGAGGGUAUUUUCCCAUUUGGUAAAUUCAAAGGUCAGAAAGUUAAGGAUAUUAUCAACACUCCAAAAUUCAAAGGUUAUGUAAAGUUUAUGGAAGAGAAUAAUGUUCAACCUGCAUUCUUGUCACAACUCAAGGCAUACAUGACCAAGAACAAUUUAUAA